AAUAGAUUAAAUGACAAAGGAUAUUUCACACUCAAAUAGAAAAUUACUAACAUAUCAAAACCGAAAUCGAGGUGAUAAAUAAAUGAUGUUUCGAAAAAUCGAUGUCGACGUAAAGUAGUAACUAAAAAUACAGCAUUAUUUAUUGUCUUCGCCUUCACUUUAUGCUAAUCCGAUCAAUGAACUCAAUUCAAAGCUUUUGCUUAAUGACUAUGAUAUAUAGAUUUUUCCUGGCUUUUAUUUAUUUAACCCAGGCACACAAAUUGUAAACGACAAAGGCCAUCAGAGGACUCGUCUCAGUUUGCAAUUAGAUUUUAUUUAUUUUUCUGUUUUUUGAGCGAAAGUUUUGAGUGGUAUGGUAUGACUGUGAAAACAGUCAGAACAAUAUAACAAUCAGAUUAAAUAAUGUUUUUACAAUAAAUACAAUAAAUGUUCCGAAAACAUUUUAUGUCCCUCCAUGCUAUUUCGAAAGGACAAGGAACUAUGGCGUUAUGCGUCAAAAAACCUGUCAAGAGAUUUCGAUGGGAUGAACAAUCAUUCACAACAGCCACCUCCCCAUCAACAUCAACACCUCUUUCAAACGGAUCUUCAAUACCAGAACUUGCAGCAAUACCAGAAUUCAUUUUGUCAUACUAUGAUAACAUCAAACACGCUAACAUCCAACAUCGAAUAUUUUGGUUCGUUUACGGAAGUAAGCUACGAACAGAAAGCGAACGAUUCCGAAAGUGGAUGUACUUGUGGAAACGAUUGCGACGCUUUCACUGUCGUUACAAACGAAGAGGGACAAGCUCAAAACCAGACACACCUCAGGCGCUCAUUGGAUUACUUACCCAGAUUAUCCCAUUGUUCCCUCCAAUCGAACCUGAUGAACCAGUUGAAUCCAACUAUAUCGAUAACGAAUGUAACAACGGCUGCUUCAAAUACAAAUACGGGAACAUUUUCGGCGACAGUAAAUAUGCUGCGAAAUUGUUGUGGAGUCAGCGGUCUGCCUACAGAUUAUCCCUCAAUCAAUUCGAUUUCCCAUCAAAACGAAAAACCAGAUAUAGGCCAACAAGCAGUAGAUGGAAAACAAUUACAAAAGUCUCAACACACCUUUCGAAAGUUUAUGAAAAUGCUGAAUCGGCAACAACAAGGGGAAUUAUUGGAUUCAGUCAGAUGUCGAAAAGAAAUGUCUGCUUCACACGAUACCAAAUGUAUUUUAUUAAAACGAUCCUUAAUUUACAAAGAAGAGCCACAUGUGAUUUGUUGCCGAUUAUUCCUCUGGCCAAAUUUGAGAGAUGCAACAGAGCUGAAACGUUUGCCAAUCUGCACAGCCGACAGACACUCUAUUUAUGUUUGUUGCAAUCCUUUACAUUGGUGUCGGGUCCUCGAAACAGAUACUGCUCCGCCGCCUUACCAGGAAAUGGAGAGAUCGAAAUUCGAAGAAGAAGACUGCGCCAAAAUAUUAAGCAAUACCAACUUUUCGACCAAAAAAAUCACAAUCACUGAUGUUAAAGAUCAAAACUCUUGGUGCCAGGUAGCAUACUGGGAGCUAAAUGAACGCGUUGGAAAUCGUUGUUCUGUUCAUAAACCUUUUGUGAACAUUUAUGCAGAUGGAAGGGGAAAUAAUAACGACAGUCAGGAUUUUUGUUUAAGAGAUUUGACUGCAGAUAAGACCACACCACCUCGAGAGGAUGUUGAAUGUACUCGACAAAAAAUUGGUUUUGGUCUUAUAUUAAGUCAAGAGCCAGAUGGAAUUUGGCUUUACAACCGCUCUAUGGCCCCCGUUUUUAUUUUAUCACCAACCUUGAAUGAAAGCUUGUCAUGCGUUUAUAAGGUGACACCAGGAGAUUGCCUUAAAGCUUUCGAUAUUAAUAGGGCUCAAUCGCUGAUUUGUUCUUCACAAUUUCCUGGCGCAGAACUGGGUCCAGUAAAUACGCGAAGUAUCUGCAUUAGUUUCGUUAAAGGUUGGGGUAAACACUACAAACGGCAAAAUAUUAUGAAAUGCCCUUGCUGGCUUGAAAUAUUUUUUACACAGCGGUGACAUCCUAUUGCUACUAAAUUUAAAAUCAAAAAUUACAGAAAUUUCAGAUUAAUCUUAAAUAAGUACGAACCCUUUAUUAAAAAAACGAAGUCGAACACCGUUACACAACAACUAUAUCAUAAUAUAGCAUAAUAUAGUCAAUUUAUCUGCUAUUGCCUAUUUUCGUCAGUGUCGCAAUUACGAAUUAUGGAAUGAUCUAGCUGUUGCAAGGCAUACGUACUGGACAUGCGUAUGCAAUACAUUUAAAUGGAGAACAUUGUCAUAUACUUGGAAUUAAUUAAGGCAAGCCACGAAAAAAUUAAGAUAGGAAAGUCCUGUGAUUAAAAUACUUACGAUAGUUAGGAAUUAUUAUUAUUUGAGUAUGUUUUAUAUUUUAGUAAACUGCAUCUGAAAUGAAAGUAACAUAAGUUAUCGAAAAUAACGCGAGCGUUGAUCGCUUUUAGUGCCUAAUUAAAAUUGAUGCAGACUAAACUUAAGCAAGAAUAGUGUUCGAAAUUGUACAUGUGUAUACGUACAUAUUUACUAUUUAAAUUCUAUCUUUAUAGCACAUACAUACAACCAUAGAAACAUACAUAUAAUAUAUAGUAUAUAUAUAUAUAUAUAUAAAUUGCUUGUUUUAAUCAGCAUAAGUAGUAAAGGAGGACAAAAGUAGAAAAAAAAAUUUGCCUGAGGCAGUUUCAAUAAGAGAUAUAAAGAUAAAAGCAAAGACUUAAUUGUUUAUAUUUAGACAAAUCACAUACCUGCUUACUUACUUAAGUUUAUACAUUAUUUUGUAUGCGCAUAUUGCACGUACAUUUAUAUAUUAUUAAUAAAUACAUAUGGAUGUGUAUCCAGAACCAUUGGCAUACAUAUGCAUAAUACAGUAAGUUAACUUUUCUCACAGAGAUCAAAAAUUAUAAUUUUGGUAUUUAUGUAUAUUAAAAUAAAAAAUUGUGGAAAGAUGUA
Molecule: messenger RNA, 2965 nt
Organism: Bactrocera tryoni
Lineage: Eukaryota; Metazoa; Arthropoda; Insecta; Diptera; Tephritidae
Gene: Dad
Product: mothers against decapentaplegic homolog 6
Exons: 6
Coding region: 455-2020 (521 amino acids)
Biological process (GO): anatomical structure morphogenesis; transforming growth factor beta receptor signaling pathway; regulation of transcription by RNA polymerase II
Cellular component (GO): heteromeric SMAD protein complex
Molecular function (GO): I-SMAD binding; transcription regulator inhibitor activity
Source: RefSeq, a predicted model, not a curated record